Messenger RNA from Symbiodinium sp. CCMP2456, 2733 nucleotides. NCBI's taxonomy places the organism in Eukaryota, Dinophyceae, Suessiales, Symbiodiniaceae. The record is from the annotation of a GenBank genome assembly.
AUGCACACAGGGACGGAGAGACCUCCAGCUCCACGCGACCCUUGGCGAGCCCCUCCUCGAGACAGUAAUGCCUGGACAAUGGUGGAUGAUGCAGCCGGGGAGGUGCUUCGCUGUAUCGCUGAACAUUCCGUGACCCUCCUCGUUGCCCCGACAGGUUCGGGCAAGUCCACCGGGGUGCCACGGCUGCUGCUUGAAAGUGCAGACCGUCACCGUGUCUUAUGCACGCAGCCUCGGAGGGUCGCCACUGCGAGCCUGGCGAAGCUGUUAGCCGACUACACGGCCUCCGAGGUCGGUGAGCUCGUGGGCUUUCAGGUCGGAGGGCACCGGAAAUGGAGCGAGCAGACGCAGCUGGUUUAUGUCACGACGGCCAUUGCGAUGCUGAUGUGCCUGCAAGGUAGCCUUCCAGCCACACACAUCAUAGUAGAUGAAGUGCACGUCCGAGAUGUGCACAUCGACGCCCUGCUGAAUAUCUUGAAGGGCGAUGUGUUGCCUCAAGACGCCACCAAAAAGGUCAUACUGAUGUCGGCAGCGACUGAUGUGCCAUUUCUCCAGCAUUAUUUCCAGAACUCCUCGCUUGGCUUCAUCGAUUUGGAAAGAGGGCGAAAGCAUGGACUGACGCUUUCCUAUGCAGAUGGAUCCUUCCUGCGCAGUCUGACCGUGGACAUGUGUCCGGAGAAAAUGGCUGAAGCACUCGAGCUGGUCCUUCAGCAGCAUCACGUGCUACGAGACUUCCAGCAAUCUUUCUUGGUUUUCCUUCCUGGCCGCCAAGAGGUGCACGCACUAGCAGAUCGGCUCACGGCCGUGACAAACAUGGAGGUCCAACGGCUCUUUGGCGGCCAGGCACUGCACUUGCAGCAAAGGGCUCUUCGUUCUCGCGCGAAUGGAUCCAAGCGCUUGGUUAUCCUUGCGACGGAUAUUGUGGAGUCGUCAGUAACAAUUCCAACAGUGGACUUAGUCAUCGACACCUGCCUUCACAGACGGCGGCGCUGGCAUCCUUUGCUGAAGGAGAGCCCGCUGACCCUCGAAUUCAUCAGCCAGGAUGAGGCUUUGCAGCGAAGUGGCCGCACGGCGAGGCUUCGUGAUGGCCAUGCAUUCCGAUGCAUGACGGAGAUGGAAUUCGGACGGCUUCAGCGGCAUGCGGAGCCUGAGAUACGUCAUCAUCCACUAGACAAUUUGGUUCUGGCGGUCUACGGCUUUCGUGGCCUGUCCAGAGCUCCCGAGGAUUUUCUGGCCGCCAUGCCCAGCCCUCCUGAUCUCGGCAGAGUUAAGUCCUCCAUUUCUCGCCUGGAAGAGUUGGGCGCGCUGGGAUCAGAUGAAAGGCUGACUGCUGUCGGGCGACUUCUCGACCAGCUGCCCCUGGAUUCAGGCUGCGGCAUGCUGGUCAUCAAUGGCCUGCGGUAUGAUGUGCUUGUGGACUGCUGUGUUAUGGCAGCCAUUCUACAGCAGGGCAGCCCGUUCGAGGCUCCUGUUCUGGACGAUGGCACUUGGGAUAUGCAGCGGGCUUUGCAGUACUGGCAAGUCCGAAAUGUAUGUGCCGACUGCGAUGGAUAUCCUUCCGACUUGCUUCAAGAUCUGGGGGGCUACCGUGCUUGGUGCAGGCAAGUGCAGAGCGCCGGCGCAGCUUGGGCUAUUGAUCAAGGUCGUCAGUGGUGCAUGCACCACUUUCUUAGCUUUGAACGCCUCCAGUCCAUUGACGAGGUGAAGCGGCAGAUUCUUGCCAUUCUCCACCAGCACGGUUAUGAGGUUCCAGCGAUGCAGAGCUUGCCGAUGCAGUGCAACCAACGAAAGUGCGGUGACAGACUUUUUUCCAGUGCUCCGGAGUUUGCAGGCGAUCCUUGUACAGACUUCAAGGAACUCCUCAGUUGGGAGAACCAGGAAGCAAGUCACCGUCGCUUGCUGCAGUGGUGCAUAGCUGCUUCCUUUAUUCAUGGGAUGCUGUCGAUGCAGAGCUCCGCAUGCACGGAGCAGGUUUCUUUCAUUGCUCGGCGGAACAAAAAGGAGCAAGUCGGCCCGUUUCUUGCCCAACAUGGCUUCCAAAUUGAGGAUGUCGCGAUGGACAACAGCAGCGGCAAGGUCACAAUCACCUUCGGGUCGCGUGAGGAAGCACGUCGGGCUUGUCAAGUUGUUGCGGCGGGCACGAACAGCACCUUCCCCUUCAGGAGUGCAGAGCAGCGAAGCUGGGGCAGGCAAAGGCGGCAGCAGGUGCAGCUCCGGGGCUGCAGUUCUGUUUGCAAGUUGAAGGCCGAGUCCAUGGUUGAGCCGCAGGUGCGAGAGGACUUUGAGGUUAUCACAGCCGAUGCGCUUCCCGUGAAAACAGGCAGAGGUUUCAUAUACCUAUGUUCCAAGAAUACCAUGGUUCCAUCUGGGCUGCUGCCGUUGGUGGUGCUGGCAACCUACUGCAAGCAGGAGGCCCAGCAGCGCGCGAGCUCGCCAUUGGAGUUCAAGCUGAAGGUCCGCUUCCAUGGGAGCUGGGAGGAAUUCAGCUUGCAAGCCCAUGAUCUACGGGUCUUCAGCGUAAUUGAAGAAGUUCGGAAUAAUAUGGACAAGGAGUUUGGCCCACACAUUUCGCUGACGCAACGCAAGCAGAUUGUUGAAGGGCGGGCUGCAUCUGUUCGGCGGAUGAUGGACCAACUGCAUGAUGGGGAACCUCCAGUGCGAAGUAUGGUUAGGCCAAGCCAGGAUUUUGUGACGAGUUUGUUGCCCUCUUUGAAUUCUCUGGGGCUGCAAUUUUGA